UGAGGCAGACAGAGAGUAUGAGGCCAGUAAAGCGUGUGUGAGAGAGCUGUUCCGGGCCAUCAAUCACCUGGACCAAUUGUUAGCCCUGCUGGUCGUAGUGUGCAAGAGUGGGGGGCAGGGUGGGGACAGGAGAUUCUGAAGGAAGGACCGAGAAAGAGAGAGAGAGGGAGAGAGAGAGAGGAAGGGAGGGAACGUGAGGAAGGGGAAGAAUGGCGGCAGAUCGGCCUACGUGCCCUCCCCCGGUGCUGUUGCUGUCGGCCGCCGUGGCUGUGUUGCUCUCCCAUUACAUACUUGAUGUGGCUUCCCAAGUGCCCGACCCAGAGCUUUUACCUACAGAUCCUCCUCCAAAACCAGAUCCCCUCACAUCAGAGACCGUUGUGUUCUGGGGUCUACGGCUAUGGCAGGUCGUGGGAAUCUUUUCCAUGUUCAUCCUUGCCAUCGUGAUUACACUCUGCUGCAUCUUCAAAUGUCGAAUUCCCCGCACGAAAAAAGAGAUUGAAGCGCGACAUGCUCAAAGAGUAGCAGCGAAGUCCUAUUGCAACACACUGGAGACAGUUCCUCCACUCAACGAGCUCACAGAGAUACCAGCCACUGCCUUCUCCGAUGCCACGGCUCUCGCCACCGUCUCUGAGCAGGUACAGGCUCGAAGUGCCAGUCAGCUACCUGUGGUCAGGGAGGAGGAAGAAAUGACUAAUCCCAUCGCCCAAGCGGAGAUGGGAUAGCACUUUCCCUGCUGUGACUGUCUCUCCCCUGCUCCUCCUCUGUCACAACACUGUCUGUGUAGUCUCUCCCGAAGGCGUGGGAGGCAUCUUCCUCUGCAAAUGACAUCUGCUCGUGAAUGCACCUCUGCUUGGAAGUAGCCUGUCCAGAAUGUAGUGGAAUCGUUCCACCGUCUCAUUUCACAUUUGUGUGCCACAAAUCCCCACAUGUAAGGUCUCAGCCAUAGCUGAGUGCACCUUUAGGAGGCCUUUUAGUCAGUAACGUAGCAUUGCAUUGCCAUUAGGUGGCAUUGUGCUGUGCGUCUUGUAAGAGAUGAAAGGUUUGUCGUUUUUUGUAGUUUUAGUUUUAGAUCAAGCCACACAUGGCAUGAUUGGCUUUUAGGAGGUCUAAAAUGCUUUUGAACAUACUCUCAGAAUACUAUGACAUAUAACAUGCCUUUUUAAUGCUUUUAUCUAUGAGGUAUGUUUGUAUCUGGGCUCUAUUUAAGAGUUUUAUUUGUAGAUGUAUACAUUCUACAUUCUAUACACUAACAGUGCCUAUAAAAAGUAUUCACCCCCCCCCCUGGAUAU
Messenger RNA from Alosa sapidissima (American shad), 1289 nucleotides. RefSeq names its product transmembrane inner ear (gene tmie). The record is from RefSeq and is a predicted model, not a curated record. NCBI's taxonomy places the organism in Eukaryota, Metazoa, Chordata, Actinopteri, Clupeiformes, Clupeidae. The transcript is spliced from 4 exons. The coding region runs from base 210 to 722 and encodes 170 amino acids.